Molecule: messenger RNA, 1006 nt
Organism: Brassica rapa (field mustard)
Lineage: Eukaryota; Viridiplantae; Streptophyta; Magnoliopsida; Brassicales; Brassicaceae
Source: RefSeq, a predicted model, not a curated record
GAGAAGAGAUAAGAUCCUGUUCAUGAUUUUGAAGAAAUGAAAAGCUCCUUUCGUGAUUUAUCUCUCCCUGUAGCUGUACUCUCCUAGAUGCAUAGAAAGUGUUUGUGAAAAUGCCUCAGAGAUUGUUGAUUUAAAAUUCUAUUCCUUUUCAUUCCAUAAUAGAUCUCGUCCCUCUUUUGGGUUGCAUCUUCCUCCAAAUCCUAAGAAACUGGCGAUCCCCAAGCGUGUAUAUUGCUUUUAGAUCUGUAGAAUCUGUUAGAUUGAUUUUUUUUUUUGUUCACAUGAUCUUGGUCAUAAACUCAAUGUAGAUCCUACCAUUUGAAGCACUUCAUUGUAUGAUAUAAGCUUUUGAGAUUUCACACUGAAACUCUUAAUUUCAAAUUUUAGUCAGAAGCUGAGUUGUGCGACUUGAGAUGGCGACGGAGCAGAGCGGAUUGGAAAACCAGGAAAGCCAACCACCAAACCAAGUGGCUCCUGGUUUUGUAGGAGCUAUUGAAGAACAAUACAAGAAACUCAGAGACCACGCCGAAGCUUAUCCAUAUGUUUGGGGUUCUUAUACUGUCGUCUACGGUGGUCUUUUCCUUUGGACUGCUUACAGAUGGAGGAAGCUGAGGAGAACCGAGGAUCGAGUUCGUGGCCUUCAGACCAAACUUAGAAAACUCGUCCAAGACGAACAAGCAGCUGUAACAGCUUCUAAAUCUGAGAAAUCACUGGAAAAGUCUUCUUCAGUUUCUGACAAGUCACCAGUGCCUUGAUUAGUUAUAAUCAAAACCAUUUUCUCUGUUAUAGACUUAUGACGAGGUUGGUUUCAGUAUUCAAGAGGUUAAAUCUGUUUUUGUUACAAUGCUUUUGUUAUUUACUCGCAUAGGCUUUUUAUAUAAAGACAAAUUCAUGUACAUGAAUGAAGAAAAGAAUACGCUGAAAUGAUGAAACGCGAAAAAAGCGUUGUUGAACGCUGCUGUUUUAGCAGAGGGAGGCUCAAUAAGUUGUAGCGUUUUGCCUCAAA